Spodoptera frugiperda (fall armyworm) is the source of this 965-nucleotide messenger RNA. Its product is annotated as ribosomal RNA-processing protein 7 homolog A. NCBI's taxonomy places the organism in Eukaryota, Metazoa, Arthropoda, Insecta, Lepidoptera, Noctuidae. Gene Ontology annotation, biological process: ribosomal small subunit assembly; rRNA processing. Gene Ontology annotation, cellular component: UTP-C complex; CURI complex. The transcript is spliced from 2 exons. The record is from RefSeq and is a predicted model, not a curated record. The coding region runs from base 104 to 940 and encodes 278 amino acids. Gene Ontology annotation, molecular function: nucleic acid binding.
AGGUAAAUGUCAUUAAUGUCAUCAUAACCUCACUCAAAAACAUGUUGAUUUGUGUUUAUAUCAGUAAACUAGUACAUUAUUAAUAAAAUAAAUAUUAGUGAAAAUGAUAUCUACUAUGACGAAUAACACUGAUACUAAGGCGAAAAAAGCAAAGAAUCCAAAACGUACUCAAGAUUUUAAAGCUGUACAGCUCAAAUUAACUGAAGAUUCAGUGGCACCGCACACCAUAUAUCUUAAAGAACAUGUAGUUAGAGAACAUACUGCAGACAAGCCACAAGGCCGUACUUUGUUGGUAGUGAAUGUGCCGCCAUACGCAGACGAAAAAGGUAUUACUAAUGCAUUCCGUGAGGCUGGCUCCGUACAAUCAGUUCAACUUUGUUUAAAACCUUCAACUGCUGAAGUAAAAUUAAUCAAGAAAUUCUUGCCGGAUCCAAGCAUAACCACAUUUAAAGCAGCUUACAUAGUUUUUAAGAAGGUUGCAGAAUUAGAUAAAGCAUUAAAACUAACCGAACUACAGCCAAUGAACUCUGAAGAUCAUCAAAUAACAACAGGCAUUAAAAAGUGGAUUGAGGAAUACAACAACACCAUUGUGUUACCGAAAGUGCUAAAAGAAAAUGUGGAAACAUUUAUGAAACAGUUUGAUGAAAAUACAAAGAAAGCAGAUAAGAAGGAGAAGGAAUUAGAACAAGAGGAUGAUGAGGGAUGGGUGACAGUCACUAAGAGAGGGAAGGUGCAGAGCUUUGCACGAUCAGAAAAAGUGGAGAACAAAAUCAUGCAGAAAGAAGAGAAAAAUAAAAAGCGGAAGGAGCUGAAGAACUUCUACACUUUCCAAAUACGAGAAUCAAAAAUGAAGCACAUUGUAUCACUAAGGCAAAAGUUUGAGGAAGACAAGAGGAAAAUAGCACAGAUCAAACAGAGUAGAAGGUUCAAGCCAUUUUAGAAUCAAUAAAAAUAAGUUCUAACUA